Molecule: messenger RNA, 2091 nt
Organism: Cornus florida
Lineage: Eukaryota; Viridiplantae; Streptophyta; Magnoliopsida; Cornales; Cornaceae
Product: exocyst complex component EXO70B1-like
Exons: 2
Coding region: 163-1806 (547 amino acids)
Biological process (GO): exocytosis
Cellular component (GO): exocyst
Molecular function (GO): phosphatidylinositol-4,5-bisphosphate binding
Source: RefSeq, a predicted model, not a curated record
UUGUGGUUGUUGUUUCAUUUGGAAUUUCAUACCCAAGUCCUUCCAUACAUGAAAUUUAACAAGUUCACUACCCUUUAAGGCUCUAUAGUUGGUUCUUAAUGACUCCCAAUUUCUUCAAAGUCUCUGAAUAUUGUCUUAAAUCCCCCUUGCUCUUAAAUUCCCAUGGAUGCUUCAUUGCCUCCAAUGAAACUGCAAGAAAACGGUGAUGGGGCAUUCAAAUCCGCUGGGGAGAUCAUCCUGCAAUGGGAGUCAAGAGGGGCAAGAAAGGAACACCUCUUUGGAGGCAGCCGCCAAGAAAUUGAUGAAUACUUGCAAGCAGUGUAUGAGAUUCAACGAUCAAUAUCGAGCUCCAUGUCUGAAGAUCAAAGCAGAGCCAAAAACUUCAUGAGUAUUGCCAUGGCUCGGUUAAUGGAAGAGUUUCAUGUCGUUUUAAUCAGCCCCAAGAGUUCAAUAGGAACCCAUUGGUUACCCGGUACAAGUUCUCUUUAUUGGAGUUCAAUGAGUACAGUCUGUGAGUUACAAGACUAUCAUCAUCAACUGAAUGAAGAAUCCAUCCGUGAUCUCAGGAAUAUUGCAGAGAUGAUGAACUCUGCCGGAUAUCUUCAUGUGUGCGUUCAGGUUUAUGUAAGUGUUUGGAAGUCUUUCAUGGACAAAAGUUUUCAACGGUUUGGCAUUGAGCAUAUAAGCAUUGCUGGUGUCAAAAGGAUUCUUUGGGAAGAAUUGGAGCUUAAAAUCAGACGAUGGAUGCAAGCAGCUAAUUGUCUCCACAUUUUCUUUGCAAGGGAGAAGCAACUCCGUGAGCAAAUCUUUGAAGGUAUUGCAGACGAAACGUGUUUUAUGGAAAUGUUUAAAGAGCAUGCAAUUCUGUUGGUGUUGCUCAACUUUGCACAAGUUGUGAGUAGUGUUAGUCCCCGUCCUGAGCAGUUGUUCAGGAUUUUAGACCUCUACACUACACUGUCGGAUCUUUCGCCUGAAAUCUAUGCUGUUUUCAACUCAAAAUCACUGGAGUCUAUCCGUAUUCAGGCUGCUGAAACACACAUUCAAGUUGCUGAAGCAGCAAGAGGGAUGCUGUCAGAAUUUGAGAAUGCGGUGCUUCAUGAGGUGUUAAAGGUUCUUGCGCCUGAGGGGACAAUUCACUCCUUGGCCAGAUAUGUAAUGAAUUGUAUGAUCCUUAUGGCGUCUACUUACAGGAAAACUCUAACUGAAUUGAUUGUGUCGAAGCCCUCAAUAGGUUUGAGCUAUUCUGGUGAAAUGAUGAUUAAUAUGGAAUUUGUGGAACUUGAUUGGCAUACUCCGUUGGCACUCCAUUUUAUUUGGAUAAUUGUGGUUUUACAAUUCAAUUUGGAGGGCAAGUCCAAGGGUUAUAAAGACGCCUCUCUGGCACAUUUGUUCAUGAUGAACAAUGUUUACUACAUUGUUCAGAAAAUCAAUGGGUGCAGAGAAUUGCGAGAGAUGACGGGAGACAAUUUUCUGUGUUUAUAUUUUGGAGAGAAUAGUUUGAAAGGUAAGCUAAAGAGAUUCUAUGCCAUGUUUGAAAGAGCUCACGAGACUCAAGCGAAAUGGUUGGUUUUGGAUUUGCAGCAGCGGGAGGAGCUUCAUCUAUCCAUAUUGAACAAGUUGAUUCCGAGUUACAAGUCAUUUAUGGAUCGGUUGCAUGGAAUGUAUGGAAAAAGAUCAGAUAAAUACAUCAAGUACACGGUUGAGGAUCUAGAGAAUGCAAUCUCGGAUUUCUUCGAGGGUCAUCCAGUAUCCAAGAAAUUGAGGACAUCUCAAUCGAAAGGGAAGAAAUGUGGAAUAAUUCCAUGAGUUGGAAGCCAAGACACAAUCUUUCAGUUUCCUAGAACUGUGUUUCGGUCAGUGUUGCUUUCAGGAACUCUGUAUUUUUAGAACUACCAGUCAGUCGAUUAGAAAAAUCAUCGAAAUGGAAAGAUCAGGUAAAGCCGUCAGGAUGACUGAACCCCCAUAGUUUAAUCCUUUUGUAUAGAAGCAUGUUGUUUGUUUUGUUGCUGUGGUGUAUAUUUGUAUCAUCAGUAGCUCAGUUCAGUUCAAUAUUUAUACAUUUUGAAGGAGUUGAUGUCCCGCUAUUCAUUA